Molecule: messenger RNA, 4129 nt
Organism: Callorhinchus milii (elephant shark)
Lineage: Eukaryota; Metazoa; Chordata; Chondrichthyes; Chimaeriformes; Callorhinchidae
Product: protein kinase C alpha type
Exons: 17
Coding region: 167-2164 (665 amino acids)
Biological process (GO): intracellular signal transduction; peptidyl-serine phosphorylation
Molecular function (GO): zinc ion binding; ATP binding; diacylglycerol-dependent serine/threonine kinase activity
Source: RefSeq, a predicted model, not a curated record
AGGGAGGGAGGGAGGGAGUGACGCUCAGGCGCACGGUGCGUCUUGGCCGGUGGCGGAGCCGCAGUUGUGAGCGGAUAAAGCGGCGCGCGGAUAAAGCGGGAGCCCGGGCUGCCCUCUCGCCUUCACUCGGCACCGCCGCCGCUUCCGUGCAGCUCCCGAGUCGAAAAUGGCCGACGUGGAAGGGACGGAGACCCUGGACGUGGGGAACCGGUUCGCCCGCAAAGGCGCCCUCCGCCAGAAGAACGUCCACGAGGUGAAGGACCACAAAUUCACGGCGCGGUUCUUCAAACAGCCGACAUUCUGCAGCCACUGCACCGACUUCAUCUGGGGAUUUGGCAAACAAGGAUUCCAGUGUCAAGUUUGUGGCUUUGUGGUCCAUAAGAGGUGCCAUGAGUUGGUUACGUUCAGCUGCCCCGGAGCGGACAAGGGACCCGACAGUGACGACCCCAGAAGCAAACACAAAUUUAAAGCCCACACCUACGGAAGCCCGACCUUCUGUGACCACUGCGGUUCUCUGCUGUACGGCCUCAUUCACCAGGGCAUGAAAUGCGACACCUGUGAUCUAAACGUGCACAAGAAAUGUGUCGUCAACAUUCCCAGCAUGUGCGGCACCGACCACACCGAGCGGCGCGGACGGCUCUACCUCAACAUCAAAAUGAAGGAGGAUGGGGUGCUCAGUGUCACAGUGACGGAGGCGAGAAACCUAAUCCCGAUGGAUCCCAACGGCCUCUCGGAUCCCUAUGUGAAGCUGAAACUGAUCCCUGACCCCAAACAUGACAGCAAACAGAAGACAAAAACCAUGCGUUGCACCCUUAACCCUCACUGGAACGAAUCCUUCAACUUUAUUCUAAAACCGACGGACAAGGAUCGCAGGCUGUCGGUGGAGGUGUGGGACUGGGACCGUACCACCAGGAACGACUUCAUGGGCUCGCUGUCCUUCGGCAUCUCCGAGCUCUACAAAUCCCCCGCCUCAGGCUGGUUCAAGCUCCUGAACCAAGAGGAGGGCGAGUAUUACAAUGUCCCCAUCCCAGAGGACGACGGGAAUCCCGAGCUCCGCCAAAAGUUUGAGAAAGCCCGGCUCGGCCCAGGCACCAAAAAGGUCAUCGAGAGGAAAUCGAGUUUCCCGUCAAACAAUGUGGAGCACGUCAAGCUGCUGGACUUCAACUUCCUCAUGGUCCUGGGCAAAGGCAGCUUCGGCAAGGUGAUGCUGUCGGAGAGGAAGGGGACAGGAGAGCUAUACGCCAUCAAGAUCCUGAAGAAGGACGUGGUUAUUCAGGACGACGAUGUGGAGUGCACCAUGAUCGAGAAGAGAGUGCUGGCUCUGCAGGAGAAGCCGCCUUUCCUCACCCUGCUGCAUUCCUGCUUCCAAACUGUGGAUCGCCUGUACUUUGUUAUGGAGUAUGUGAACGGUGGCGACCUCAUGUACCACAUCCAACAAGUUGGUAAAUUCAAGGAGCCCCAGGCAGUGUUCUACGCGGCAGAGAUUGCGAUCGGGCUGUUCUUCCUGCACAAGAAGGGGAUCAUUUACAGAGACUUGAAGCUGGACAAUGUGAUGCUGGAUUCCGAGGGACACAUCAAGAUCGCGGACUUCGGCAUGUGCAAAGAGAAGAUGUUUGAUUUGGCGACGACACGGACCUUCUGCGGGACCCCAGACUACAUCGCCCCGGAGAUUAUUGCCUAUCAGCCAUACGGAGGCUCGGUGGACUGGUGGGCCUAUGGGGUGCUGCUAUAUGAAAUGCUGGCGGGACAGCCUCCAUUUGAUGGGGAGGAUGAAGACGAACUCUUCCAGUCGAUAAUGGAGCACAAUGUCUCAUAUCCCAAAUCCAUGUCAAAAGAGGCCGUCUUGAUCUGCAAGGGGCUGAUGACUAAACACCCAGCCAAGCGCCUGGGCUGCGGGUUGGAAGGCGAGAGAGAUAUCAAGGACCACGCUUUCUUCCGAAGAAUUGACUGGAUAAGGCUGGAGAUAAAGGAGAUUCAGCCACCAUUCAAACCCAAAACUUCCGGCAAAAACGCUGAAAACUUUGACAAGUUCUUCACACGAGGCCAACCAGUGUUAACACCUCCAGACCAGCUAGUCAUCUCCAACAUCGACCAAGCUGAGUUUGAGGGUUUCUCGUAUGUAAACCCAGAGUUCAUCCACCCCAACUUAACCAGCACUGUAUGAAACUGGGCAACAGAGAACAGCAGCACCCAGCCCCCUGAGGAAAACAAUUGAAUAAUUGUCUAAUCAAUCAAUGGAUAAUGACUUUCCGAGAUUAAUAAUGUUCAGAACCCGUUGAGCGCAAACAAGCACUUUUAACUUCUAGCAACAAAUAAUUAAUAAUAAUAAUAGUGUACGAAGAUUUCUUUAAAAAACUGUUAAAGUGCUGAUUUUAAUCAGUCCAUGGUUUGUCAAAUAACUAAAAAAAAAGGAAGAAUUUUAAGUGUGUAUCUUACUUAGCUGGAUAUCCUUUUUUUUAAUGUUUAGGUACAAAUUGCAAUAUACAUUGGCCCCAGGAAAUCAAUGUUCCUGCCUUUGUCUUCCCACGAUGCGAGUUCAACAGGCUGGUACAUAAAAGGACAGACCUUUUUUUCGUUGUCCAAAAUUGUUAACUAGCUGUUGUAUUUUAUAAAACAGAAUUUAAAAAAAAAGUCUAUAGACCAUGUCCAUUUACAAAUUGCACUAAUAUAUAUAUAUAUAAAGAGAGAGAGAGAGAGACAGACAGAAGCAAUCAUUGGUGAUAGUUCCAUUAAGAUUACAGAAGAAAUCAAAACGUCUUGCACAAAACAUUUAGAGGGAUUAAUUAAAUGAUGGGGGGGGGAAAUCACUAAUCAAGUUACUUUGGUAUUUGAAUUAGCUAUUUCUAGUUUAAGGUGGUGAUGGAACAUUCAUGUGGAUUUAACACAUUCUUGUUCCAAGGCGAGGAAUCUAAGCGUAACAAAGACAGUGGAGAAUCUGACUCGUUUUAUAAUUAUGGAGAACGCUAGCCUAUGUGGAGCUUUGUAUCUGAUUACGUUAUGGUUAUACGGAAUGAGCUUGUGUUUCUUAAAAAUAGCAUCGUUCUGCUGGCUGCAAAGCAAAGGCUUUGUUGAUGUCUAUGUUUCAUGUGCUGAAGGGAUAGGGCCUUCGUGAGAUCAAUGUUUGACAAAGCUUUCUUUGUUCGUUCAAUACACAAUGCAAGUCUGCCUCACACAAAUCACAGUCCAUCACAUACAUUAUCUGAGAACACCAUGUCUGCCUCUAUUCCCCCCCUCCCAACCCCCGGCAUUUUACUAAAAGGCAUUUCUUGUACUUUCAGAGAACUCGUGCAGUUUUUAUACCAAGCACACACACAAAAUGUGCUUCUUUUUCCUCCUUAAAAUAAUCGCCUGCUUACAUAACGGUACGAUUCACCUUUUUAAAAAGAAAAUAACUUUUUAUCGGAAAACAUUUUGAAAGCAUUGUUUAGUUCCUCUGAUCGCCACUACAGUAAACGGAACCAGUUUAAGUCGGCUUCGGUUUUAUGUUUUAUUCGAAAUGAAAUAAAAUCUGAGAAAUUGUCAAAGAGCUGCACGUUCAGUUCAGGUAAAGUCUGCGUUGUUUUAGGAAUAAUACUUUUAGUGAGUUCACUACUCUCUGCCUUUGAGAAGUGCAUGUCAAUCCUCGCAUGUUAUGGAUGAUAGGUGCUGGCACAAAGCUUGGGCAACAUUUUGAGAGCACGUGUUUUUUAAACGAUUGGGUCUCAGUAAAAGGUUUGCCACACUUAAUGAGCUUUUUUUUAAAAAAAAUUACAAAUCAAAUGGCAUGUUUUUUUUAAGAAAAAGUCAUUCUUUAAUGUUGAUUUUCUCAACUAACGCUUGCGUUUUGUUCGCGGUGGUCAUCACACCACGCACAACUCACGUGAAAGUCACUUACGACUGUUUGUGGGACGCUGCCGUGCCAAUUGGCUGCCGCGUUUCGCCCACAAAUAUGUGGUCAAUUCACUUUACAGUCUAUUCUGUGAAGCGCUUUGAGACAUCUAGAAGAUGCGAAAAGUGCUAUAUCAAAUGCAAUGAUUAUUAUUAUUAUUAUAUCAUUAUUACCUAAGCUAACUCUGUGCCAACAUUGGUAUAAAAAAAAUCUCGUCUUCACCCUUCCUGUCGCUGCUCAGUAAUAAAUCGUUACAACCAA